Molecule: messenger RNA, 2481 nt
Organism: Chrysochloris asiatica (Cape golden mole)
Lineage: Eukaryota; Metazoa; Chordata; Mammalia; Afrosoricida; Chrysochloridae
Gene: ZBTB17
Product: zinc finger and BTB domain containing 17
Exons: 14
Coding region: 1-2388 (795 amino acids)
Biological process (GO): regulation of transcription by RNA polymerase II
Molecular function (GO): DNA-binding transcription factor activity, RNA polymerase II-specific; RNA polymerase II cis-regulatory region sequence-specific DNA binding; protein binding
Source: RefSeq, a predicted model, not a curated record
AUGGAUUUCCCCCAGCAUAGCCAGCACGUCCUGGAGCAGCUGAACCAGCAACGGCAGUUGGGGCUCCUAUGUGACUGCACCUUCGUGGUGGACGGCGUUGACUUUAAGGCCCAUAAAGCGGUGCUGGCUGCCUGCAGCGAGUACUUCAAGAUGCUCUUUGUGGACCAGAAGGAUGUGGUGCACCUGGACAUCAGUAACGCGGCAGGCCUGGGCCAGGUGUUGGAGUUCAUGUACACAGCCAAGCUGAGCCUGAGCCCCGAGAACGUGGAUGAUGUGCUGGCUGUGGCCAGCUUCCUCCAAAUGCAGGACAUUAUCACAGCCUGCCACACCCUCAAGUCCCUCGCUGAGCCAGCCGCCAGUCCUGGGGAAAACAUGAUGGCCGUGACCACGGAAGGAGGGGACAAGAGAGCCAAGGAGGAGAAGGCUGCUGCCACCAAGCUGAGUGUGCUGGAGCAAGCGGGAAGCAGCCCAUCAGCAGGCUCGGGCAGAGAACCCAAGGAGGAGCGAGGUGGUCAGGCCGUGAGUGCGGCCAGUGGGGCAGAGCAGACAGAGAAGGCAGAUGCCCCCCGGGAGCCACCGUCUGUGGAACUCAAGCCAGACCCCACUAGUGGCAUGGCUGCUGCCGAGGCUGAACCCGCCCUGUCGGAGAGCUCUGAGCAAGCCCUGCUCUCUGUAGAGGUGGAACCAGCCAGGAAAGGCGAAGAUGAGCCAGAGACAGAGGGCGCCGGGUCAGCUGCAGUCAAGGAAGAGGGAGCCCAGCUGGAGAAUGGCGAGGAUCAUGAGGAGUCAGGGGGCACGGACUCAGGCCAGGAGCUCAGCGUGGAGGCCCGGAGCCUACGCUCAGGCACCUACGGCGACCGCACCGAGUCUAAGGCCUACGGCUCCGUCAUCCACAAGUGUGAGGACUGCGGGAAGGAGUUCACGCACACGGGGAACUUCAAGCGGCACAUCCGCAUCCACACGGGCGAGAAGCCCUUCUCGUGCCAGGAGUGCAGCAAGGCUUUCUCCGACCCAGCCGCAUGCAAGGCCCACGAGAAGACGCACAGCCCCCUGAAGCCAUACGGCUGUGAGGAGUGUGGCAAGAGCUACCGGCUCAUCAGCCUGCUGAACCUGCACAAGAAGCGGCACUCAGGCGAGGCCCGCUACCGCUGCGAGGACUGCGGCAAGCUCUUUACCACCUCCGGCAACCUCAAGCGCCACCAGCUGGUGCACAGCGGCGAGAAGCCCUACCAGUGUGACUACUGUGGCCGUUCUUUCUCUGACCCCACCUCCAAGAUGCGCCACCUGGAGACCCACGACACCGACAAGGAACACAAAUGCCCGCACUGUGACAAGAAGUUCAACCAGGUGGGGAAUCUGAAGGCUCACCUGAAGAUCCACAUCGCGGAUGGGCCCCUCAAAUGCCGAGAGUGUGGGAAGCAGUUCACCACCUCAGGGAACCUCAAGCGGCACCUUCGGAUCCACAGUGGGGAGAAACCCUAUGUCUGUAUCCACUGCCAGCGGCAGUUUGCAGACCCAGGAGCACUGCAGCGACAUGUCCGGAUCCACACGGGCGAGAAGCCAUGCCAGUGUGUGAUGUGCGGCAAAGCUUUCACCCAGGCCAGCUCCCUCAUUGCCCACGUGCGCCAGCACACUGGCGAGAAGCCCUACGUCUGCGAACGCUGCGGGAAGAGAUUUGUCCAGUCCAGCCAGCUGGCCAAUCACAUUCGCCACCACGACAACAUCCGUCCCCACAAGUGCAGUGUUUGCAGCAAAGCCUUCGUUAAUGUCGGGGACCUGUCCAAGCACAUCAUCAUCCACACUGGGGAAAAGCCUUAUCUCUGUGACAAGUGUGGUCGUGGCUUCAACCGGGUGGACAACCUGCGUUCCCACGUGAAGACCGUGCACCAGGGCAAAGCAGGCAUCAAAAUCCUGGAGCCAGAGGAUGGUGGCGAGGUCAGCGUGGUCACGGUUGAUGACAUGGUCACACUGGCCACCGAGGCGCUGGCAGCAACGGCCGUCACUCAGCUCACAGUGGUACCGGUAGGGGCUGCAGUGACAGCUGACGAGACGGAAGCCCUGAAAGCCGAGAUCACCAAAGCUGUGAAGCAAGUUCAGGAGGCAGACCCCAACACCCAGAUUCUCUACGCCUGUGACUCCUGUGGGGAGAAGUUCCUCGACGCCAACAGCUUGGCCCAGCAUGUACGGAUCCACACAGCCCAGGCCCUGGUCAUGUUCCAGGCAGACACGGACUUCUACCAGCAGUACGGCCCAGGCAGCACAUGGCCGGCAGGGCAGGUGCUGCAGGCAGGGGAGCUACUCUUCCGCCCUCGGGAUGGGGCUGAGGGCCCGCCUGCCCUGUCAGAGACCCCGUCCACAGCCCCCGAAUGUCCACCACCAGCUGAGUGAGCCCCUCCUUCUGACUGACUAUUUAAAUACGGAUGGCACUCCAGAACUGAGGGGGUGGCCCUACUCCCUAGAGAAUAAAUGUGAUUAUUUUCU